UUUUUUUUUUGUUAGCGCACAUAAUGGCUACUGGGUCCACGAUUGCUGGAAGGGCUUGGCGGUUGAGCCGCACCACGGGAUUCCAGACACUGGCUCGGCGGGGCUAUGCGGCAUCAGCAGCAGCAUCAUCAGCAUCAGCAAAGACCACGGCCACAAGCAAGGCCAAGCGCAAGCACCUGGUGUUCAACAACCGCACUGGCCCUUCCCUGCAGCACUUUUUGGCGCAGUCGCUGCCUGACCAGCAAGCCGAUCUCUCCAAAGCCACACCCGAGGAUCUGCCGUACCUGCCGGUGCAAGACUGGGGCGAAGGGCGCAAGUACUAUGUCGAGGUGUAUGGCUGCCAGAUGAACGUCAACGAUACAGAGAUCCUCAUGGCAGUGCUGAACAAGGCCGGGUACCACCGCACGCACUCGCUAGACGACGCCGAUGUGAUAUUCCUGAUGACCUGCGCCAUCCGCGAAAAGGCCGAGGACCGGAUCUGGAGCCGGCUGUCGCAUUUGAAAUCGCUAAAGACAAAGUCGCGGCCGGACCGUGCGCCCAUGGUCGGUGUGCUCGGGUGCAUGGCUGAGCGCCUGAAGGAGAAGCUUCUGGAGUCCGACAAGCUUGUUGAUGUGGUCUGCGGCCCCGACGGCUACCGGUCCCUCCCGCGCCUCCUGUCGCUGCGGGCAAUGUCGGCGGACGGCGUCGCCAAUGUAAUGCUGUCGGCGGACGAGACAUACGCGGAUAUCACUCCGGUGCGCCUAGACGAGAACAAAAUCAGCGUGCAUUUGAGCGUUAUGCGUGGAUGCAACAACAUGUGCAGCUUCUGCAUCGUACCGUUUACGCGCGGCAACGAGCGCAGCCGCAACAUCGACUCGAUUGUCGAGGAGGUCAAGACCCUCAGCAGCCAGGGCAUCCGCGAGGUCACGCUGCUGGGCCAGAACGUAAAUUCAUACCGGGACACGAGCGAGAGCACAGAGUUUGAGACCGAGGGGUUCGGCGCCGACCUGAGCCGCGGCUUCAAGACCAUCUAUAAGCGCAAGGAGGGCGGCAGGCGGUUUGCCGAGCUGCUGCAUCGCGUUGCGCAGGUGGAUCCUGAGAUGCGCGUGCGGUUCACGUCGCCGCACCCGAAGGAUUUCCCCGACGAGCUAUUGCACGUAAUCCGUGACAACCCGAAUUCCGGCAGCACAGCAUGUCUGGAGCGCAUGCGGCGCGGAUACUCCCGAGACGCCUUCAUUGAGUUGGCAGCACACAUCCGCAAGGUCAUCCCCGAUGUGACGUUCAGCACAGAUGUGAUUGCCGGGUUCUGCGGCGAGACGGAGCAAGAGCACAGAGACACAGUGUCGAUGAUGGAGACGAUCAAGUUCGAUGCGGCUUUUAUGUUCGCGUACAGCAUGCGUGAGCGCACCCACGCGCACCGCAAGUUCAAGGACGAUGUUCCGGCCGACGUCAAGGGCAGGAGGCUACAGGAGAUCAUCGACAUGUUCCACCGGCAGGCGCAGGCCAAGAACCAGCGGUAUGUUGGAACCCAGGGGCUGGUGCUGUAUGAGGGCCUGACCAAGAAGCACGGGCGGCCGUAUGGCUCAGACGACUACGCGCACAAGGUGUUUUUGCAGAUUCCCGAUGGCAUCGAGCCAAAGAUCGGCGAGUACCUGAGAGUCGCCAUUGACUCGGCAACGUCGGCAUCGCUGACAGCAACGGUGGUCGAGAAGACAACGCUGGCACAGUACUACCAAAAGUAUCCUCAGGCACGCAGUAUCGAAUAAAACCUCGAAAGCUGG
Molecule: messenger RNA, 1760 nt
Organism: Linderina pennispora
Lineage: Eukaryota; Fungi; Kickxellomycota; Kickxellomycetes; Kickxellales; Kickxellaceae
Exons: 2
Coding region: 24-1745 (573 amino acids)
Biological process (GO): tRNA modification; negative regulation of cyclin-dependent protein serine/threonine kinase activity
Cellular component (GO): mitochondrion; cytosol
Molecular function (GO): 4 iron, 4 sulfur cluster binding; tRNA-2-methylthio-N(6)-dimethylallyladenosine(37) synthase activity
Source: RefSeq, a predicted model, not a curated record